Alternaria ventricosa is the source of this 4245-nucleotide messenger RNA. RefSeq lists its product as uncharacterized. Bases 1 to 4245 code for a protein of 1414 amino acids. Lineage: Eukaryota; Fungi; Ascomycota; Dothideomycetes; Pleosporales; Pleosporaceae. The record is from RefSeq and is a predicted model, not a curated record. The transcript has a single exon.
AUGGAGACCAUCAGUCGACUACCCCGACGCCUGACACAGCUCUACUCCGACACCAAAACCACAUGCGAUGCCGUCGUCGAGCAGGAUGCCAAAGAUACGCCCGAGUCGCAUGCGCUGCACCGCAAAUUCAGAAUCCAAAAGGACCGGCUGAUAACAUGGGGCGUGGACUGGAGCGACAACUCCAAAGGGAAGCAGGGCGACAUCGAUGAGAGCGUGGAAGAGGCAGGCAUGACGGAGACGGUCACAAGCGUGCUCGGAACCAUCAAGGAAAUCCUCGAUGAGGCGGAACAGAUGCACCCGGGCACGUCUGCUGCGGGUGGGGGAAAGACAAUGUCUGGAGAGAAGAGCCGGCCUGACCUUCCCUCGUGGGCGGCCGCCGACAGGUCACGUUACGAGGAUCUCAUCAAGGACCUCACCACCUCUAUCGACAUACUCUAUGACCUCUCACGGAACCGCAGAGUCCAAAGAAGCAAUGAGCGUGGUAUUAGUCCAGGAAAAGCUACACCGCAUCACAGCACAUCUACUCCUGUCUUCCUGUCGCCUGACUACAACGCCUCUGACUUAACGCUCGUCAAUCCUGCUACCUUUCCUCUGAAUGCACAUACCCCCAGAUCCCAUCUUCCACCCAAGCUGGACCCUGCAGACCUAAUCCUCCCCGACGAGGAACCUCCGCCAUACGAGAGCGUUGGAACUACCUCUGUUCGCGUCAUCGGCCGCCUGCGGUCUCGCCACAGUUCCACCAACCCCUGGAAGACGGAUGGCAGCAGGAACAUAGAGACUUGCGUUUUGAUCGACUACGCAUGCUACGAUCCCGCCUACCGUCUCACUGGAGUCUCUCCGUCCACUCAGCGCCUUGAGAGCCUUCUGUCAAUACUCACAAAGCUUUCCAACAACCAGUCUUUCCACGGGACCCUCAAGUGCCUUGGCUAUUUCGAAGAUCCAAAGCAGCCGCGCUUUGGCCUGGUCUUCGAGCUGCCCACCUCAGUCUACUUAGGGCCAUCCGAUUCGCACAAGCCAGUCGAGGAGCUCAAGCCAGUGACGCUGCUCAGUGUAUUGCAGACAGGCUCCAAGUCUUUGCACAACCCCAACAGUGCCACCCCGCCACUCGAGGACCGCUUUCGUCUAGCUUUCACGCUCGCCUUGACCUUUAGCAAGAUCCACGGCGACAAUUUUCUCCACCAAGACGUCAAUAGCAGCAACAUUAUGGUUUUCAAGAAGAACAAAAGGCAGUCUGCGAAUAGCAGAGCAUUGCAAUACUCGCUGCGAUCGCCUGUAAUAUGUUCCUUCGAUCUAUUCUCUGACUUCGACAUCGACACCGACAAGGCGAAACCAACACUGAACAUCUACCGGCAUCCGGAGGACCCGAAGUUCACUGGAAGUCAAGACCAAAAGUACAAUGCCAAUUUCGAUCUCUAUGGCCUAGGGCUGGUGCUACUCGAAAUAGGAUUGUGGCAGCCUCUACUUGACCUGUGGAAGCAAAAGUACACCCUGGGCGACUUCAAGCAACGGAUAGAAGAUGUAUACAUCCGCAGGCUCGCUUCCAAAUGCGGCACAGCCUACAUGCAGGUUGUGCGCGAUUGCUUCUGGGCAGCUGAUGUUAAGGGCGACAAUGCGAUCGAUGUCCCGCAGGUCUACACUCGCAUCCUAACCAGAUUGCAACGCUGCUGCAUGCUGGAUGAGUCGGAACCCGGGUUUGACUUGAGCGAACUGAGACCGGGCGCUACACCGGUGCAGCAAGCAUCUCCGUUGAAACGCAAGAGCGCGAGCCAGCCACAGAUCGUCACCGAUGGCCAGUCAAGUCCGUCCUAUAGGAGCGCAAAGCGAUGGGCAUUGGAGAAGGGUACGCAAGCCUUGGAAAGGACUAAGUCUCUCUCGAAGAAGUCACCAGAUCUAUCAUUAGCUCGUAAUCCAUCACGGAGCUCGCAACACUCCAUCCGGAAGAGCAUCUCAGAAAGUCUUCGCAUGAUGAGCCCUAAAGAAGAAGCACCGGAGAUGGAGUGGGAACAGAAAGAACCUCUAGAAGAAUCAGGCACACUCGUCGCAACCCCGCCAAAUUCGCAAGACCCAAGCGAUAACUCUUCGCUGUACAGAGAGCGCGUAGCGACUGCCGCUUCAACGAUUCAGCGUGCAUGGCGGCAGUCUCGCGCCCCUUCCAAUGGAUGCACAACGCUUCAAGACUAUAAAGACAAGAUUACCGUUAUCCAAAAGGCUUGGCGCCAGACAAAGCAGAAACGCAGUAAUAACACUGUCUCGGCCCUCGUCAGUGACGGACUGCGACACUGGCCGCAAGCCACCCUUGGUUACCCAACACCUGAACCAGAAAUUCAGAGUAGGACGGUAGAUUCGAGUGAGAGCUACGUCACUUCGUCUAUACAGAUCGAGACCGACAUAGAGCCAAUCUCUCGGCCGAAGCUUCGUCUCUUCCCUGUCAAAUUCACACUUGAGAUUGUGGAAGAGUGGCACUCAUCCAUGUUACCCCGACUUGAGCGUCUAAUAGAACGGGCGCUCAAGGAUUCCGAAGAGACUGUCAGCAUUGAUCUCGUCGCCAUCGGAGAAGUACUAGAGAAAGCCAAGCCUACUGUGUUCGUUACCUGUACUAGUGUGGCAAAGGUCAAGGCCAUUCUCAGCCGUCGCUUCCGCUUCGAUGAGAAUAUAUAUGACCUCAAGGUCCGGAGGGGAAAGAUCAGGCGGUCCAAGAUGAGCCGUUCAUCGCGCCGCACUAGGCCACCACAUCGAUCCAUGAUGAACACCGACUCUUACGAUGCGGACAUGGCUGUGAUGAACCCUUACCAUCAGGACCGUCCAUUAUGCGGGGCUUCCAUUGGAGCCUUCAACGGUGAACACCUGCCUCCAGUGUCUUAUGGCGGAGUCAUCUUGGUUGACGAUGAGCCGCUUGGUAUGAGCGUUCAUCAUCUCCUCGACGCGCCAUCCGAAGAUGAAGAUGACGUUGGCGAAGAGCCCGAUAGCCCUUCUCCGAGCGAUGUGAUGCUGUCCAGCGCAGCGAACAAUCCUUGGUUGAUGGGAAUGGGUGCGCAACCAGAUCUUCACCUAGAGUCGGAUGAGCCCGCCGGCAUGUGGGAUCUCGAACUUUCAGACGAUGAGGACGUGCAGAGCCAGGAUGAUGACGCUGACCUUGAUUCAUUCGACUUCUCCGACAGUGAGCUUGAGUCUGAUGACGACUCUGCGGGUAUGUCGAUCCGACACUUCACACAUGUCACAAACGCUAACUCCGUCUCAGACAUGGCAGAUUCACAUAUCUCACACGCAACCAUGGGCGACAUUGACGGCAUUGCGCCAGGGGAAGGCGAGGAGAUAAAGAUCACACAACCAGCCAUCGAUGACGUAGGCGCCGACUUCUUCCCCUGCGAAGAAGAUCGCGACGACGACCAUCUCUCCUCGCAUGAACUAGGUCACGUCCACGCUUCUUCCGGCAUUCGCCGCUGGAAACGCGACGGCAUCCUCCACGAGAUCGACUGGGCGCUCCUCAAACUGAGGGAAGACCGCCUCCAACCAUAUAAUAUUUGCCAAGGAGGUCGACGCUUCUGCCUGGGCUCCAUGACACCAGAACAACGCGCCAUAGCAUCCAAGCUGGAGAAGCCAGUCAACCGCCGCAACUACACCCCCGAAGAAGACGAAUACCCCAACGGCGUAGCCCCCGCAUCCACCCUCGGUGGCAUGUCCGUGCACUGCUUCGGCCGCACCACCGGGCUUCAACCGGGCAUGGUCAGCAGCGUCAUGUCCGCCGUCCGCAUCUACCACCGCAAAUCCUUCUCCCGUUCCUGGCACGUUGCUGGCGGCUUCGGCAUCGGCGGCGACAGCGGAGCCUGGGUCGUACAAAACGGUCACCACAAAGUCGUUGGCCACGUGCUUGCCUUUUGCCAAAAGAACAAGAUCGCUUACAUUUGCCCUAUGGAAGUUCUUCUUGAAGAUAUUAAGCGCACCUUAGGUGCUAAGCGCAUCUAUCUCCCUGGCUCUGUGGAGCAGACGCUGUACAAAGCGAAGAAGGCGAGACACCAUGAUGUUAUCGAAGACUUGGGGUCGCGGGUGCAGGGUCUAGGUAUAAUAGACUCUGCGGUCGAUGUUAGGGAGAGUCUCAGCUCGGGUCCGCCGGGCAAUGGUGGUCUUUGGGAGAGACUGGAGAGAGGUGGAGAGAAUGAUAAGGAAAAUAUGAGGUCGGCCAUGCGGAGCAGUAUCAUGCGUGUCAAGGAGGGGAGAGAUGGGGGUUUGGAAAUGAGUGUCAAGUAG